Messenger RNA from Phymastichus coffea, 1352 nucleotides. It is a transcript of the gene rnh1, whose product is annotated as ribonuclease H1. The record is from RefSeq and is a predicted model, not a curated record. The coding region runs from base 477 to 1214 and encodes 245 amino acids. Lineage: Eukaryota; Metazoa; Arthropoda; Insecta; Hymenoptera; Eulophidae. Gene Ontology annotation, molecular function: nucleic acid binding; magnesium ion binding; RNA-DNA hybrid ribonuclease activity. Gene Ontology annotation, biological process: DNA replication, removal of RNA primer. The transcript is spliced from 6 exons.
UUUUGUUAAUUUUUGUUGAUUAUUUUUUAUUUGCUUGAGAUAAAAACAAAAAUAAAUUUUGUAAACAGCUUCAAAAAUAUAAUUUGUAUUUGUAUAAAAUAAAAUUAAUAAAUUUAUUCCUUUGCAACUAACAUUCUUUUUUGGAUAAUUAAAAAAAUUUUAGCAAUUUUACUUGCUAAAAAUAUUCUAAUAAUAAAACCUUUAUUUUUAACAAAUUGAAUAAAACUUGCAAGUAGAAGAGCUAAAAAUGAAAAAAACGUUUAGUAAAAAGACUUGUUUGCGCGGCAACGAACUCUUGACGUCCACGCCCAGUCAUUUGUCAGUGUUCGACUGUUCGUGUUCAUUGUUUGGCUGCUUUAUUGUGCUGCGUACUUCCAUGUCUCCAUAUAUUAUAUACAACUGUUAAAUGAACAAGGAGAUUGAACAAGAUAUAUUCCUCGAUAAAAAAAAAAUUACAUAACUUUAUUGGUGGAAUCAUGAGUUACUAUGCCGUAGCAAAUGGACGUACCCCAGGAAUAUACAGAUCUUGGGAUGAAUGCAAAGAACAAGUUUACAAGUUUCCUGGUCCUAUUUAUAAAAAAUUUAGUUCACAGAGUGAAGCAGAAGAGUUUAUCAAAUCAAAGUCUAAUGCUUCCUUUAGUUGCUUUAAAACCUCAACUGCAAAGAAAGCAAAUACACAUUCUAUAAUGAAAAAAAAAUAUCACAAAUCAAUUAACUUAUCUAGUAUGAAGGGUGCCAAUGACUAUAUAAUCGAUGACAAAGGUUACACAGAAGUUUAUACCGAUGGUGCAUGUACUUUAAAUGGUAGAGGUAAUUCCAAAGCUGGAAUUGGAAUUUGGUUUUUUGAUAACUGUUCUUAUAAUGUAUCUCAACCUGUAAUGGGCAGAGCAACAAAUAAUAUGGCUGAAAUUCAAGCUGUUACAAUUGCAGCCAAACAAGCACGCAAAGCUGGUAUCACGAAAUUAAAAAUCAGUACUGACUCUGAAUUUUUAAUUAAAUGUAAGACUCAAUGGAUGCCUAAAUGGCAAAGUAAUGGAUGGCGCACAGCUAAAGGUAAGCCUGUGAUUAAUAAAGCAGAACUCAUAGAAAUGGAAGAAGCUUUGUCACCACUAGAAGUAAUAUUUAACUAUGUGCGUGGUCAUCAAGGAAUAUACGGGAAUGAAAUGGCAAAUAAAUUUGCUAUAGAUGGCAAAGAACAUUAUAAGGAAAAAUAAUUGUUUACUACUAUUACACUAUCAUAUCUAUUUUUAACAGUUUAUUUAAUUAAAAGUUUAUAUAAAAAUAAAUUACUAAACAAUAUUUUAAUAAUCAGUGCUAUAUCAAUUUUUAUCCCUUAGGUUUUGAUUUUGAAG